AUGAAUCUCAAUAAACUUCCAAAAUUACCAAAAGGUGGUUUUGGUGGUGGUUUUGGUUUUGUAAUUCUUGGUGGUUUAGGUUUAUUAGCUUUAGAUUCAUUAGUCAAUGUCGAAGGUGGUCAUAGAGCAGUUGUAUUUAGUAGACUUAGUGGUAUUCAAGAACAAGUACUUAAUGAAGGUACACACAUUCUUAUUCCAUGGAUUCAUCGUGCAGAAAUUUAUGAUGUAAGAGCAAAACCAAGACAAAUUUCAUCAUUAACUGGUAGCAAAGAUCUUCAAAUGGUCAACAUUACUGUAAGAGUUUUAUCAAAACCAAGAAUUGCUGCACUUCCAGCUAUUUAUAGAACUUUAGGUAAAGAUUAUGAUGAAAGAGUUUUACCAUCAAUCGUAAACGAAGUUUUAAAAAGUAUUGUUGCUCAAUUCAAUGCCUCCCAAUUAAUCACUCAAAGAGAACAAGUUAGUAGAUUAAUUUUCAAACGUUUAAUCGACCGUGCUAGAGAUUUUAAUAUUGAAUUAGAUGAUGUUUCAAUCACCCAUUUAAAUUUUGGUAGAGAAUAUGCCGCUGCUAUCGAAUCAAAACAAGUUGCUCAACAAGAAGCUGAAAGAGCUCGUUUCUUAGUCGAAAAAGCAUUACAAGAUAAAAGAAGUAUUAUUGUUAAGGCUGAAGGUGAAGCUCAAGCUGCUAAACUUAUUGGUGAUGCCAUUAAACAAAAUCCAUCAUUUAUUCAACUCAGAAAACUUGAAGCCUCAAGAGAAAUUUCUUCAAUUAUUUCAAAAUCACAAAAUAAAGUUUUUAUCAAUUCAGACACCCUCCUUUUAGACACAGUUAAUGAACAAGAUGAACAAAAAUAA
This is a messenger RNA of Dictyostelium purpureum, 852 nucleotides long. RefSeq lists its product as uncharacterized. Lineage: Eukaryota; Evosea; Eumycetozoa; Dictyosteliales; Dictyosteliaceae. The coding region runs from base 1 to 852 and encodes 283 amino acids. The transcript is spliced from 4 exons. Gene Ontology annotation, cellular component: mitochondrion; membrane. Gene Ontology annotation, biological process: mitochondrion organization. The record is from RefSeq and is a predicted model, not a curated record.